Galeopterus variegatus (Sunda flying lemur) is the source of this 960-nucleotide messenger RNA. RefSeq names its product olfactory receptor 6C6-like. The record is from RefSeq and is a predicted model, not a curated record. Bases 1 to 960 code for a protein of 319 amino acids. Gene Ontology annotation, biological process: G protein-coupled receptor signaling pathway. The transcript has a single exon. Gene Ontology annotation, cellular component: membrane. Lineage: Eukaryota; Metazoa; Chordata; Mammalia; Dermoptera; Cynocephalidae. Gene Ontology annotation, molecular function: olfactory receptor activity; G protein-coupled receptor activity.
AUGAAGAACCAGUCAAUGGAGACAGACUUCAUUCUGCUUGGACUGACAGAUGACCCUCUGCUACAAAUUGUGAUUUUCCUGUUUCUAUUUUUCAAUUACAUAUUGAGCCUGAUGGGGAACUUAAUCAUCCUCCUCCUCACCCUACUGGAUCCCCAUCUCAAGACGCCAAUGUACUUCUUCCUCCGAAAUUUCUCCUUCUUGGAAAUUUUAUUCACAACAGUCUGCAUUCCACGAUUCUUGACAAGCUUUCUGACUGGAGACAAAACAAUUUCCUACAAUGAUUGUGCAACUCAAUUAUUCUUUUUUAUUUUAUUAGGAGUAACAGAGUUUUACCUCCUGGCUGCCAUGUCCUAUGACCGCUACGUUGCCAUCUGCAAACCGCUGCAUUACCCAAUCAUCAUGAACAGCAAAGUGUGCUACCAACUUGUGCUCAGCUCCUGGGUAGCUGGAUUCCUCAUUACCUUUCCCCCUUUGAUCAUGGGACUCAAGCUGGAUUUCUGUGCUUCCAAAACUAUUGAUCACUUCCUAUGUGACACUUCUCCUAUCCUGCAGAUCUCUUGCACAGAUACACGUUUCAUAGAAUUGAUGGCUUUUGUCUUAGCUGUGUUGACGCUUGUCAUCACAUUGUUGCUAGUGGUCCUCUCCUACACAUACAUCAUCAAAACCCUUCUAAAAUUCCCUUCUGUCCAACAACAAAAAAAGGCCUUUGCCACCUGCUCCUCACACAUGGUGGUUGUCUCUAUUACUUAUGGGAGUUGUAUCUUCAUGUAUCUGAAACCAUCAGCAAAGGAAAGGGUGACUGUAACUAAAGGUGUAGCUGUGCUCAAUACCUCUGUCGCCCCUUUACUCAAUCCCUUUAUUUACACCCUAAGGAACCAGCAGGUGAAAGAAUCUCUUAAGAAUAUGCUUCAAAGAUAUUGUUAUUUUCAAAACAGUGAGACAAAAUUUGUAUAUAAAUAA